Molecule: messenger RNA, 2457 nt
Organism: Lachancea fermentati
Lineage: Eukaryota; Fungi; Ascomycota; Saccharomycetes; Saccharomycetales; Saccharomycetaceae
Source: the annotation of a GenBank genome assembly
AUGGACGCGGAACCGCAGAUCAAGGCCCUGGUCGAAACCCUGGCCCCCCGUACCGCCCACCAGUACAAGCUCUACCAGUCCAAAUACAUCGAGUGGUGCCGCAGCCAUGGCCUCGUCCGCUCCCCGCCCGCCUCCGGGCCCUACGCCGACGUGAUCGUCACCGCGUCCCUCGUGCACUGGUUCGUGCUGGCCCACUACGUGUGCGCAGCCGACGCUCAAUUCAGCGCCUCCGCGCUCCGCAAGCUCGUCAGCGCGCUCAAGUUUCUGCACCGGCUGUGCCGUGUCUACGACCCGGCGUAUCCCUACCGUCUCGACGGCGACUACCUCGAGGCCGUCGUCCGCCUGCACAUCGCCGCCACCGCCGAAAACCCGCCCGUGUCCCCGCUGCGCACCGUCUCCGUCAACAUGUGGAACCCUCACACCAGCGCGCUCUCCGAAAAGUACUUCCGCGGCGGCGUCGAGAAACUGCGCUUCCUCGUCGACUUCCACCUGCAACAAUUCUGGCGUCUGCGCUUCCAAGACCGGUCGCGUCUCAAGCUGGGCGACCUACGCACCGCGGACGGCAUGCUGCUUUACCAAUCUGCCACUGCCCACGACGAUACCUUGCACACACGCCGUUUCGCCGCGCUCCCGCAACGCGAACCCUGGGCGUGCCCGCUCGUCUCGCUCGCAGCCUAUCUGUAUCUGCGUUUCUACGGUGCACACAAGUCCUACAAGGGUGACGGGUUCCCCAACUUGCUCGACAACGACGAUUGGUCCCACUUGCCGCUAAUCAGGGGCAAGUCCCACGACAAAUACCCGCGCGAAGAGACCAUGAGCAACUACUACUCCGACGUGUUUCGCUACUGCCAUCUGCCCUACAAGCGCAGGGAAUACUUCCAACUGCGAUCUACCGAGUCUGUGCAGUUUCCCGCAACCACUCCCGACGAAGACCAGCAAUUACAACAAUUGGGCCAGGGCGCGCAACAGCGAUUCUUCCCAGAGCAAAUCCCGCUCGAUUUCCUACGAGCCAUGAAUCAUUACCCCAUUUACGAAACUGCCAACGCGACUUUGGUCCCUGCGCCACGUACCAUGCCCCAAGUGGUCCUUGUUCAAGUUUUCGCCGAGAUCCAAGAGUAUUCACGCCAGUGGGACAAACUGGACGCCAACGCUCAGGAGUUUCUGUCCGUGAUGACUUUGUUGCGGGAUUCGCUUGUGGCCGCAAUGCCGUUCAUAUACCACGCAUUCCCCGAACACGACCUAUUCCGUGAUCCAAUGUACCAAACACCUGAGGUCCAGAGCUAUUUCCAAGAGGUCAUUGAAAGCUGUCGUUCCAACGGUCAAUUGGCGAAAUAUGAACCUCAAACGUUUGGCCUGCUGGGCGCGGAACCUGAUAUAGCGCCUCCGUCCCAGCCCAACCCUGCACUGGCAAUUGACCUGGUUACCCAUUCAGACACGGACAGCGCGUCUCUGGUGUCGUACCUCCGAGAUCAAACUUUCCAAUUUGUGCAAUUCCAAACUGCGACGAAUUUCCAUCUUCUGAUCUCAUUGCUGACGCAGGUGUUUGAGCGGCUGGAAACAAAAAAAAGUAAUAGAGAGCUCAUCAUCCACCAAUUGGGGUCCCUCGAACAAACCUUGAAGGACCGCAUAGCAAAAACUACACCGCAAGAUGUCAAACAAGAAGAAUCUGAAUCGAAUACACUACGUCAAACUGUCACCCAAUCUACUCCGAGUGCUCUGGAAUACCAACAACCGUCUGACAGAGGCACGCCAGACGAUGUAAGUGAAAUAGACAGCAACGAUGAAGACGAUGAAAACAUACGAGAACUUCAAGUGCUGGUGUCUCAGUUACUCGACACAAAGAUGAAGGACAUGUUCGAGGCUCAAACAACGAAAAUGACGGCACAUAUACAGUCCAUAGUCCAAGAGCAAAUUCGCAAGCAGGUGCGCGAGGAGGUGCGAACGCAAUUGGCAUAUUUGCUCAACGGACACUCUCCAACGCCGUCCCCAGCUCCUCAAUCGAUACCACAGAAACGUGAAAGAGAGGAUGAUCGCCCUCCUCCUCCUCCUCCUCCUCCUCCCUCUCCUCCUCCUCCUCCUCGUCCCCUCUCCCCUCUCGGCUCUCCUACUCCUGAUCCUGGCCACUUCACAAUCUCACCAGAGCUACAAAGCAUUGAGGACGUGAUCCUGGAGUGGUUCACCCCCAACUCACAACUUAACGGCGAAUGCAUACAUUCAAUGAAUCAAAAGCAUGGGAAAAAGUGGCGUCUCAAGGAUAGCACCACCAAAGACCUCUACAGACAACGCAAGACCAUCGUUGAGUUUUACAUUUCGCUCGUCAACGAAAGAAAUUUGGGCAGAUAUGAGGCCGUUGCACUUUGUGAACGGCUGCGUGGUGAAAGAAAUCUCGAAGAGUUCAGCUCAUGGCUGAGAAAUUGGAAAAAAACGCAUAAUCAAUCCUAUAAUGAUCUUCAUUAA